GGCUUUCACAGAUCUAAUGACAGGAGCAAGCAGUGUUGCAAAGGAGUUUUUUCUGUGUGGAAAUCUCAAAAGUGUCAAAGGAUAGAAAAUUCAUGUUUUUCUGAGAAUGAAUUCUUUCAUAAAGAAGCUGCUAAAGAAGAAGGGUGUGAAGAGCAAUGAGUCUGUUCCUCAGACGAGUCGAGGCCGGCCAGAGAGUCGGGAGGCUAUCCGAACCCCAGGCUUUCAACCAUCAUCAAGUUUUAAAGAUCCAGCCAGCCUGAGAACAUCCCAGCUCUUGCCGCUCCUGGUGAAGCCUCCUAUGCCAACAUCUGCUGAGGUCAAGAAGAAGCACCAGCCAGUAGUCCUCCCUGAACUGGUACAAGUUCAGCCCUCUAAGUCUCGUCCAGGGGCUCAUAAGACAGAUGAGAGGUCCCCACAUGGAGUUCCAGGCGAAUCUUCCAAGGAACAUAUUGUUUUGCCAAAGCUGCCUGCUGCUAAGUCAAAGAGAAGCACCAGCCCAAUACCAAAAAAGAAACUGUCUGAGGGUAAAGCACCUGAAUUGCCAGAACUCUCUGAUGAGAAUUUCCGGUAUCUGUGGGACAGCAAGAAGUUGCAGAAAGGAAAAACUGUCCGAGAAUUAGUGGAGACGAUGGAUGAGAGAGAAGUCCUAGACACCAUCCUGGCUCAUCUCCAGCAGUCUCUCCAGUGGACUCCUGCUACAGACUCUGAGAAAGCUGCAAGAAGACUGACAGCAGCAGACAUCUAUGCUGCAAGCCAUAAAACAGCAGCACCGCAAAAGGGCCCCCAAGCACCUGGCCAAAAUAAGGCUUCCCUUUAUAAAUACUAUGGGGUGAAACUGCGAGACUCAAGUCGAAAGGAUUUGGUCUACAGACACUUGCACAUACUUCUGAGGUUAACAGGACAAGAAGGGGACAGAGAGAAGAAAUAAAUCCAAAGAACGUGUAACUUGAACUUGCUUACAUGGAUUGCUGGAUAU
Messenger RNA from Hemicordylus capensis (graceful crag lizard), 976 nucleotides. RefSeq lists its product as uncharacterized. The transcript is spliced from 6 exons. Lineage: Eukaryota; Metazoa; Chordata; Lepidosauria; Squamata; Cordylidae. The record is from RefSeq and is a predicted model, not a curated record. Bases 107 to 928 code for a protein of 273 amino acids.